CCCUCCCGGUGACGCGUCGCGGGGAACCGUCACGUGGCUGAAGGCCCUGGAUGCGGAAGGAGGGAGCGGCUCCUGCCUGUCGGCCGUUCUGGACGAGGAGCCUCGGAGCAUGUGCAGAGCGCCUCCGCCGACCCGAGGCCCCCGCGCGCUGAGCGAUGCUGUCGCAGGUCUUCGUGCUCUCCUCCAAGGGCGACCGGCUGCUCUACAAGGACUUCCGCGGAGACGGGGGCUCGGACCUGGCCGAGCGCUUCUACCGGCAGAUCACGGCGCUGCCUGCAGACCAGGCCCCCAUCUUCAUGCAGGCGCAUGGAGGGCUGCACUUUGUCCACGUGCGGCAUGCCGGCCUCUACUUCGCGGCGAGGGUCCUGCCCGGCGCCUCCCCGGUCACAGCCGUUGAAUUCCUUCAAAGGCUGGUGACUCUGCUGCGAGAUUACUGCGGGCCUCUGAGCGAGAAGACGGUCAGCCUGAACUUCGCUCUCCUCUACGAAGUGCUUGACGAGUUACUGGAUUAUGGCUACAUCCAGACGACAACGCCUGAUGUGUUGAAGAAUUUUAUCCAGAUGGAACCUGUGCUUGACCAACAGCAGUUCAGCCUCCUGGACCUCAGCACUGUGGGCUUGUUUGGCGCAGACACGCAACAGAGCAAAGUGGCCCCCGGCUGUGCUGCUGCCCGCCCCGUCCUGCCCCUGCGGGGGGAGCAGGGCGCACGGUCUGAGGUUUUCCUGGACGUGGUGGAGCGUCUCACAGUCAUCAUUGCUGCUAAUGGCACUCCCAUGAAAACUGACGUCCAAGGGGAAAUCCGCCUCAAGAGCUUCUUCCCUGGCUGCUCCGAGAUGCGGAUUGGUCUCACGGAGGAGUUCUGCGUGGGCAAGACAGAAUUACGAGGCUAUGGCACAGCAGUCCGUGUGGACGAAUGCUCCUUCCACAGCUCCGUUCAGCUGGAUGAGUUUGAGCGCAGCCGCAUUCUCCGCGUGAACCCCUGCCAAGGGGAGCUGGCCCUGAUGCAGUACCAGCUGUCAGAUGACCUCCCCACGGCUCUGCCCUUCCACCUCUUCCCCACCAUCACCCAGGACCCUCCUGGCAGGUUGCAAGUUUACCUCAAGCUGCGUUGUGACUUGUCACCCAAGAGCCAUGCUGGAAAUGUCCACCUCCACAUUCCUGUUCCCAGGUCUACUCUCAGCCUCUCCCAAGAGCUCAGCAGCCCUGAACAGGUGGCAGCGCUGCAGCCCACCACCAAGUCCAUUGAGUGGGUCGUGCCCCGCAUCCAAGGUGGCUCCCAGCUUUCUGCACUCUUUAAGCUGGAGGUGCCAGGCCUCGGCCGGGCUGGGCUGCUGGAGCUGGGUCCCGCCACCCUCUCCUUCGAGGUGCCGGCACACACGUGCUCCGGGCUACAGAUCCGCUUCCUGCGCUUCAUGGGGCCACAGCCGAGUCCCCCACACCGCUGGGUGCGGUACGUGACCCACAGCGAGUCCUACGUCAUCCGUCUCAACCCCGGGUAGAGGAUGCCCCUCCCCUCGAGCAGCCUCCUUGCCACCACAACAGGCCCGUUCAGCAAACUGGCUUUAUUUCUUCACCAACGGUUAAUGAGGCCAGCCAAUAAAGAACCAACAGUGGAACGGAAAACCUCCCCGAGGCCGCCUCUUCCUCCAGAGGAAACGCAACAAGGCACAACGCGCCAACCAACUCUGGGAAGAAGCCGCCGGGCUGGGCAGGGGAGGGAUCCCAUCCUGCCCCCUAUCUCAGGAACCCUGCGGGGGGAGGAGAGAGAGAGAGAGAGAGAGAGAGAGAGAUCAAGCCAGCCGGGGGCAGCCGGGACCCCGAGGGGCACCACUCGGCCUCUUGGGCGCAGGCCAGCGCUUUGGGCUGCUCAGCGGCUCUCGGCCGCAACAGCAAGCGAGAAGCUCUUUGUACAGAGCCGGCCACCACAGAGCAGCCACCGUGGGGGUCACUAGGCCCAGGAAGGCCCCCCGCCCCCCACGGACCUCCUUGGGCCAGAUGGAGCAAAGCAGUUCUCAGGUGGCCACACACGAGACGGAGGGACACAAGCGCAGCGGCUGGACCAAGUCAAGGCCUCUCCCCCUUAGAGACGGUCCUGCUCCAGGGGGUGGGCUGGGCUGGGCAUGAGGAAGGGAGUCCAGGGGGCUUUGGGAAAAGCCAGGCGCCCCCCCCCCCCCGGGAAUGCCACCGUGCUGAGAGGAGGCCCUUUCCAAGGCUGGAGAGAAGCCAGCAGAUUGGGAGCACCUUGCCUAGCCCAAGCUGGAGGGAGCGGGGUGGGUGUGGGUGUCUGGGCCAUGCAGGCAGCUCUGCCUCCCCUGCCCACCUUUACCUGGCCCAGAGCCCAAGUGCUGCUACUGCUGCUGCAUCUCCUCCUCCUCCUCCUCCUCGCUCUCCGGGGCCUCCAGCACCACCUCUCCAGCCGCCAUCGGAUGCAGCCUACAAGGCAUGAGCAGAAAGGCACCUUGACAGAGUUGCACACAAGAGAGGCAACAGCUUCACCCGGGAGGGUUGGCCGGGCGUGGCGACCGGCUUGCCUGCCCCCUCCAGCCCGGCCAGAGGGCAGGACCAGGCGGCUUCCUGGAGGCGGCUGCGCAGUGCUGGCCACACUUGUUCCUGCCCUCUUGCUGGGCUGGGGGGCAGGCAAGCCGGGGUGUGUGUGCGUGCUGGGAAUCGCCCCGCCGCUCGGCAGGCAUUGGCUCCCUUCAAGAGUGGAGCAGGCGCUCAAUUGCAACUCCCGCUGUCCCCAGCGACAAUAAAACUCCAUACCAGCCUUCAUCCAAAGACCCCAGGAAGGAGAACCCAGAUAAAAACAGGAACAAGACUUCAAAGCCUACAGAUAAAACUACCUUAAAAGGGGAGCAGGGGGCCACUCAUUGGUCAACACUGGCCUGUAGGAAAAGGGUGGUUUUCAGUUCCCCGCAAAGGGCUGGGGAAGAGAGCCAUGUGGGUCUCGACCACAAGAGAGUUCCAGAGCCCAGGGGCUAUCACUGAGAAGGCCCUGCCACAGGAACAGAGGAAGCUGCCAUAGACUGAGUCAGACCCUUGGUCCAUCUCGCUCAGUCUUGUCAAGGCAGACUGGCAGCGGCUUCUCCAAGGUUGCAGGCAGGCAUCUCUCUCUGCCCUGUCUUGGAGAUGCUGCCUGGGAGGGAACCUGGAACCUAGAUGCUCCUCCCAGAGCAGGUCCAUCCCCCUCGGAGGAAGAUCUUACGGUGCUCACACAUCUAGUCUCCCAUUCAGAUGCAACCAGGGUGGACCCUGCUUAGCUAAGGGGGCCACCAACCCUUUCAGAAUAUUCAUUUCUACAGCUUCACCUCCUUGUGAUCAAGCUUCCAGCAUAUCAUGGUGGAAAUAAUGACAGAUUCUGAUUCCCCUCUCUCUUCUGUUUUAUGCAAGCCCCCUGGGGCAGAGACCUUGCCUCUCAUUCCUUGCAAAGCACCAUGUACAAAAUAUCCAUUAAAUCCACUCAGAGUCUUUUUCUUUAGUCUCCCUCCAAGGGGUCUGCCUCCCCACAAGUGCCCCUUCCUCAUUAGCAGAUACAAAUAUUAGAAAAUCAGGAGUUUCCUUUAAAAAUAAAUCACCCAGACAUUUCGCAGUUGGGGUUAAGAAAGAGAGAAACCAGUGGUGCCAGUUGAGUUAUUUUAAGUUAGUUUCUCAAACAAUUAAAAAAAAAAUUCAUAAAUGACAAGAGUUUUGCUUCAGAACCACAUAUCAGAAGCAAAUGCAACAAAAUGUGUUCCUCAUAUCAUAGAGAUUGAGAGUUCCAUCUGUCCCAGAUUAAAGUGUUUUUGUAUCUGGUGGAUUCCAACAGAAGAUACAGUAGCACUUGGGAUAAGUCACACUGGAACUUAUUCCUAGGUAAAUCUGCAUAGGAUUGCAACCUUAAACUCCCAUUUAAUACCUGCCCUGCCUGGAAACCCCUCCCAAAGUUAAAAGGGCAGUGUGAUACCCCACUUUGCUUUCUAAAGCCUCCUACAAUUGACCUGCAUCUGUGGCCAGCCUGUUAGGAAAGGGUAUUGUGACACUCCACCCUAAACACACCUCAAAUGGGAGGAGAACAAUCAGACUAUAGAUGGAUGUAAUACCCACCCCUCCCUGCAAAAAGCACAGGCACAUUUUGUAUAUUACCAGAAGUCCCAUUAGGGUCCCUCCUAAAGUAAACGGGGUGAAAAGGGAAGCCGCUGGAUAACACACAAUCACAUCCAUGCUUCGAGCAAACUUGGGACCUCUAUGUGGACUAGAACCUUAGUAUGGCAGCAUAUCCCCACGCCCCCUGCUUUAACACACGCAGACUAUGCCAGGAUUCAGGAAAGCCACUGCCACACAACUGCACACAUUGCAUGCCAUUUCCUUGCAUCGACUUCUCAUGUACCUCUCUCUGGGACCAGAAAACAAAGUCCUUUUAAGUUUGGCGACCCACCCAUUCCACGUGCUGCCAGCUCCACACACAGAAAUCAGAUGUGCUUGACCUCAGCCCGAAGAGCAGAGCCCCCGCUCGCUGAUCGACUUGGAUGGGUCGAUUUGGCUGGCAGCAGGCAGUCCCAAGGAUACCUGGGGCCCAAGCCACUUGGGGCUUUCAAGGUAACAGCCAGCACCUCAAAUAGGCACACUGUCUACAGUCCCAGGUCUCAAAUCUGGCAGCCGCCACUUUGGGCACCAUCUGCCGUUUCCAAAUACUUCUCCAGGGCAGCCCCACAUGGAGUGCUGCAGUAAUCCAAGUGUGAGAACUCUCGUUCUUUCGAAUGACUUUUCAAAAUACACUGGUUUCAUCAGG
Molecule: messenger RNA, 4768 nt
Organism: Hemicordylus capensis (graceful crag lizard)
Lineage: Eukaryota; Metazoa; Chordata; Lepidosauria; Squamata; Cordylidae
Gene: AP4M1
Product: adaptor related protein complex 4 subunit mu 1
Exons: 15
Coding region: 156-1499 (447 amino acids)
Biological process (GO): Golgi to lysosome transport; protein targeting
Cellular component (GO): trans-Golgi network; cytoplasmic vesicle; clathrin adaptor complex
Source: RefSeq, a predicted model, not a curated record